ACCAAAACAGUAGCAUUGAAACUCCGUGGAUCUAUAAGAUCUUGAAGGCCUAUGAGUACGGUGCUUCUAUUGUAGUUCGUUACAGGUUGAACCAUCAAAGCUGCACAUUAAUGGUGACUACAAUAUUCGGGCUCGGUCACGUGCGCUAACGGCUCGCCGCACCGGAAAAUCGUUGUGGAUGCGAGGAAUGUUCCUCAUGGCGCAACAUCUUCGUAUUAUUCGCGCUUUCCAAAUGCGAGACAAGAACUUCGGCAAGACAGCGCCGACGAUGACGGCAGAGGCGGCUGAACGUUGGCGUUCCAGCUACCGUAGAUAUCGUCACCAAAAGCACCAAGAAAAAAAAGCAUCGAUAUCCGAAACAGAAAGAUCAAAGAUGCCAGGUGGCACUAAAGAGAAACGGAAAACAUUCAAACAGAUCAAGCUGGUGGCACGUGGUAGAUCGGGAGACAAACUGGAUCAUCAUGGUAAGAAAAAACACCAAGCUCUUGACAUGAACGACCACGAGAAUCCGUAG
This is a messenger RNA of Angiostrongylus costaricensis, 514 nucleotides long. Lineage: Eukaryota; Metazoa; Nematoda; Chromadorea; Rhabditida; Metastrongylidae. The record is from the annotation of a GenBank genome assembly.